ACAGCUGAAACUCCGCCCACUCGAGUGGGCGUUGUUGUAAGUGGCCACUAGGACAAUGCUAAGCAAAACUACAAGGUGAUUUAGUUUUUGUUUUCCUGUCAAUCUAAACUAUUUAUAUUUUGACCAGGAAGCUGGAGGUACUCUGCGUUGAAAAUGCUUGCACAUUAGAUCAUUUCCAGGUGCUUUUCGGCGGAAUGGUCGUGUAAACGGGGGCCACUGUAAGUGUUUGUGGCCUGCUUCCAUAGCUUCUGCUGCUCCCGAGCUUCCUUGGCAUCACCUCCCCGCACGAGGCGAAGGCAAUGGGCCACCUCGGUGGCUAACCAACCGUAUGGUGGACUUUGCUUCCAAGGCGCCGCAUUAAAAAAUUGACUCCCAUCGUUAGUCAGCUAUGCAAACCGCUGCCCAGUGACUUGAAGUCCCACCAAAAUGGAGCUGUACUGGUAUAUAGUGGUCAUAGUGUUCAUCAUCAUCAAGAUCUUCUUCUACGUGUGCUGGUACCGCUCGAGACAAAGGCAGCUCGCCGCGUACUUGAGCAACCCCCGCAAUGCCCAGAUAGUCAUUGUCGGAGGGAGGGCCUACCUCCAUCAAAUGUGCGAGAGACAGAGUCAAACUUCACUGUGGCCAAGCUGGUAUGGCGUCCCUGAUGACCUGUCACAGGAAGAGCCCUCCACGGCGCUGCCACCCGCUGUAUCCUUGUCCCACCUGGACAUGCCGCCGCCGUAUGAUGCAGUGUCCGGAGAAGAUGAUCUGAAACCACCUCCCUACAGCGAGUGCGCCCACGCCGAUGAGGCCGACGCCCCUCAGCCCUCCAAUCGCACACCUCUCAUCUCUGAGGGAGGGCACUGCGGGAGCUCCAACGAAGCUCCGCCCCCUUAUACGCGGUCUCCCUCGCCCCAGGCCCGCCAACAAGAAGGCGAGUGACACGCACGGAGUUCGACUCUUGGGAUCACGCCCGGCUGGUUGAUUACCAAAACCAAUUUGCCCCCCCCCCCCCCCCCCCCAAAUACCUUCCUAUGGACAAACCUCAGGCUUGCUCUGGCUGCGCCACAGCGGACACACGCUUAUAAAUGUGUGCUCAGUGGUCUUUGGAGCCCAGUUUGGUUCGCUUAGUUUUUUUUUUUUUUUCUACUUUGUAGGCAUGUGAUCUUUUUGGUCAUAACAGAUGUGACAUCAGCAAGCCCGCGUGUGCCUCAAAACCUUGACCUGUUGCAACCAUGAGCGUGACGGUUCCGAUGUCAAAACUCCAGCAGAGUCACGACACGUGAAGAGAAAUACUGUUCGCAUUUUCAACCUCACAGUGUAACGCAUUUCAACGCCGCUUUCAACCUCGAUUGGGGAAGUUGGCAAACACAAGCCCGUUCUUCAGUUGCACUUUUGACAGAGAAUUCUUUUUUGUCACGGUGGUUUUCAUUCAAAGCAUGCGCACUCUGAAGAAGACAGAACUACAUUUUGGGGGCAAAUGACUGUGUCAAAGAGCAUCUAAAUAUGUGCCCAGAACGAUUGUUACGGUCAUGAUUUUUGCCUUUAUGCACUAUCACAGUAGCCAGCAGACGUUCUGCAUUUUAUUUCACAAUUUAAAACCGCGCCCAAGUGUCUUAGUCACGUGUACGUGGCAUGCUUUAAGCAAAAGUAUCCCAAGGAGAUAUAGAUACAUUACAUUUUAUGCACACUAUUUCUUUUCUUGCAAAAAUUGGCAUUUGGGUGCCCAGCUGGCUUUUGUCAAGGAGCCAGCCCUCAUCCCCCACCCCACAUGGUCAUGGCAAAUCCGGAUUUCGAUAGGUCAACCGAGUUUGGUCAUCUCCUCUUCCACGGCCGGCCGGGGUGGUUAUGGAGAGUGGCGAGCUAUUUACAAAGCGUUGUUUUUAUAACAGCUGGGCAGAAGUGCAAAACGGCUCACUCGUAGACACGUUUUCAAAAAAUGGACAGAAAGUUCUCUUGGUUGUGUAAUUUCACACCUUCAGCAGUGGGGAAGCAGACACUCCAGAGACCCGCUUAGCGUCAAUAUUUGUAAACGAUAAAUUACUCUUCCGUAAUACUGUAAAUCCCCCACAGUUCACGAGGUUUCACAAAAGGAUUCGAUUCACAGGAAUGUCACUUUGUCACAUUAGUUUUCGCUCCAUAAAAAAUAUAUACCGGGUACAUAUAAUUUUUUUUUGUUUUACAAAUACGUGUUCUGGGCUUUACUAUACCCGCUUGUAUGUAUGUAUAUUUUCAAAGUGCUGGUUUUCGCAAUAUUAUU
This is a messenger RNA of Hippocampus zosterae (dwarf seahorse), 2239 nucleotides long. RefSeq lists its product as uncharacterized. The transcript has 5 exons. Lineage: Eukaryota; Metazoa; Chordata; Actinopteri; Syngnathiformes; Syngnathidae. The coding region runs from base 427 to 921 and encodes 164 amino acids. The record is from RefSeq and is a predicted model, not a curated record.